Messenger RNA from Pseudomyrmex gracilis, 580 nucleotides. RefSeq names its product 60S ribosomal protein L14 (gene RpL14). Lineage: Eukaryota; Metazoa; Arthropoda; Insecta; Hymenoptera; Formicidae. Gene Ontology annotation, molecular function: structural constituent of ribosome; RNA binding. The transcript is spliced from 4 exons. Bases 38 to 538 code for a protein of 166 amino acids. The record is from RefSeq and is a predicted model, not a curated record. Gene Ontology annotation, cellular component: ribosome; cytosolic large ribosomal subunit. Gene Ontology annotation, biological process: translation; ribosomal large subunit biogenesis.
UUUGAUCGCUGCGUUGUCCUUUUACAUUCGGAGAAUCAUGCCAUUCCAAAGGUUUGUUCAAUCAGGCCGUGUGGCUUACGUGAGCGAUGGUGCUUACCAAGGCAAAUUGGUCACCAUUGUUGACAUCAUUGACCAGAAUCGAGUUCUGGUUGAUGGUCCAUUAUCAGGUGUACCACGGUGUGAGAUGAGGCUUAACGAGCUUCAUCUGACAAAAUUCCGUAUACGUUUUCCAUUUUCUGGAUCAACCCGUGUCGUACGAAAAGCUUGGGAAGUUGCUAAGAUAAACGAAUUGUGGAAAGAGACAAUGUGGGCCAGAAAGGUUGAAGCCAAGAAGAAGCGCGCGGCACUUAGCGAUUUUGAUCGUUUCAAACUGCGCAAAGCGAGACAGAUGAGAAAUAGAUUGCGAACAGCUGCGUUUUAUAAAUUACGAGCGAAGACAAGAAAAUCGUCUAAAAGCAAGAAAGAUACAGCAAGCAAACAGGCAAAGGAGGAGAAACCAAAACUUGAAAAAAGUUCCAAAAAAGUGGAGAAGAAGUAAUAACCAAUUUCAGAAUUCAAUAAAAAUUUACCAGUUAUUUUA